UCUCAAUUCUUCAUUUUCCUUCUUCUUCUUCUUCUCGGAUAAUUAAAAUAAAAAACAAAAAAAUGUGUGGGAUCUUCGCGUAUCUGAAUUUUCACGCGAACAAAGAGAGACGAUACAUUCUCGAGGUUCUCUUCAAUGGUCUUCGUCGUCUUGAAUACAGAGGUUACGAUUCUGCUGGUAUCGCCAUUGAUAAUUCAGAUGCUUCUUCUUCUUCUUCUCCUCUCGUGUUUCGUCAAGCUGGAAACAUUGAAUCACUUGUUAAUUCUGUUAACGAAGAGGUUGCGAAUACGGAUUUGAACCUAGAUGAAGUUUUCUACUUUCAUGCUGGGAUUGCACAUACUAGGUGGGCUACUCAUGGUGAGCCAGCUCCUAGGAAUAGUCAUCCUCAAUCUUCUGGUCCUGGAGAUGAUUUUUUGGUUGUUCAUAAUGGUGUUAUCACUAACUAUGAGGUUCUUAAAGAAACUUUAGUGAGGCAUGGGUUUACUUUUGAAUCGGAUACAGAUACUGAAGUCAUUCCUAAGCUUGCUAAAUUUGUUUUUGACAAAGCUAAUGAAGAAGGUGGACAGACUGUAACAUUCUGUGAAGUUGUCUUUGAAGUAAUGAGGCAUCUUGAGGGAGCUUAUGCUCUUAUAUUUAAAAGCUGGCAUUAUCCGAAUGAGUUAAUUGCGUGCAGGCUUGGCAGUCCAUUGCUUUUAGGUGUUAAAGAGCUAGAUCAAGAGAAGAGCAAUAGUCAUGUUUUCCAGGAUGCCCACUUUCUUUCUAAGAAUGACCAUCCCAAAGAAUUUUUCCUAUCAAGUGACCCACAUGCUCUUGUUGAGCACACAAAGAAAGUUUUGGUGAUUGAAGAUAGUGAAGUUGUUAACCUCAAGGAUGGAGGUGUGUCGAUACUUAAGUUUGAAAACGAGAGAGGAAGGCGUAAUGGUUUCUCGAGACCUGCUUCAGUGGAACGUGCCUUAUCUGUUCUAGAGAUGGAGGUGGAGCAAAUAAACAAGGGGAAAUAUGAUCAUUACAUGCAAAAAGAGAUCCACGAGCAACCAGAUUCUUUAACUACUACAAUGAGAGGCCGGCUUAUUCGUGGUGAUUCACGCAAAAUGAAAACAGUCCUCCUAGGUGGUUUGAAAGAUCACUUAAAGACCAUAAGACGCAGCCGGCGUAUAGUUUUUAUUGGAUGUGGGACAAGUUACAACGCUGCUCUUGCAUCAAGACCUAUCCUUGAAGAGCUCUCUGGUAUACCAGUCAGCAUGGAGAUCGCUAGUGAUCUAUGGGACCGGCAAGGUCCAAUAUACAGAGAAGAUACCGCAGUUUUUGUGAGUCAGUCUGGUGAAACUGCAGAUACACUACUUGCUUUGGACUAUGCUCGAGAAAACGGUGCGUUAUGUGUCGGCAUAACUAACACCGUUGGGAGCUCAAUAGCUAGAAAAACACACUGUGGUGUCCACAUAAACGCAGGAGCUGAGAUUGGUGUGGCAAGUACAAAGGCAUACACAAGUCAGAUUGUGGUGAUGGUAAUGCUAGCUUUAGCAAUUGGAAGUGACACAAUCUCCAGCCAAAAGAAACGGGAAGAUAUAAUUGAUGGACUACUUGAUUUGCCAUAUAAAGUUAAGGAAGUACUAAAGCUAGACGAUGAAAUGAAAGAUCUUGCGCAACUUUUGAUAGACGAGCAGUCACUGCUUGUGUUUGGCAGAGGGUACAACUACGCAACCGCUUUAGAAGGAGCAUUAAAAGUAAAAGAAGUAUCACUUAUGCACAGUGAAGGAAUACUUGCAGGAGAAAUGAAACAUGGACCUUUAGCUUUAGUUGAUGAGAAUCUCCCAAUCGUUGUGAUCGCCACUCGCGAUGCUUGUUUCAGCAAACAACAAUCUGUGAUUCAACAACUUCACGCACGCAAAGGGAGAUUAAUAGUAAUGUGUUCUAAAGGUGAUGCUGCCUCAGUAAGCUCGAGCGGAUCUUGUCGAGUAAUCGAAGUUCCUCAAGUUGAAGAUUGCUUACAACCUGUUAUUAACAUAGUGCCAUUGCAGCUACUGGCUUAUCAUCUGACUGUUCUGAGAGGUCACAACGUUGAUCAACCGAGGAAUCUGGCGAAGAGUGUGACUACUCAAUAGAGAGCUUAAAGGGAAUGACUCUAGUUUGUAUAGUUUUGCCACAUGCCUUUGGAGUUUUUUUGUUUUGUUUGUUAAGUUGUUUAACCAUGUCUUUACUCUUUGCCACGCUUUUAUGGCUAAAAUCCCAAGAUCAAUAAAGUUUUCAAAUUUUUGUUUUCA
Messenger RNA from Capsella rubella, 2261 nucleotides. Its product is annotated as glutamine--fructose-6-phosphate aminotransferase [isomerizing] 2. Gene Ontology annotation, biological process: carbohydrate derivative biosynthetic process; UDP-N-acetylglucosamine metabolic process; fructose 6-phosphate metabolic process. Bases 63 to 2102 code for a protein of 679 amino acids. Gene Ontology annotation, molecular function: carbohydrate derivative binding; L-glutamine:D-fructose-6-phosphate transaminase (isomerizing) activity. NCBI's taxonomy places the organism in Eukaryota, Viridiplantae, Streptophyta, Magnoliopsida, Brassicales, Brassicaceae. The record is from RefSeq and is a predicted model, not a curated record. The transcript is spliced from 10 exons.